Molecule: messenger RNA, 1416 nt
Organism: Taeniopygia guttata (zebra finch)
Lineage: Eukaryota; Metazoa; Chordata; Aves; Passeriformes; Estrildidae
Source: RefSeq, a predicted model, not a curated record
UGCACAUGAAGGAAUUUCACACAAUACUACCAGUAAUUUCCCUGGCAGUAUUCACAAUCUGGAGCGAUCAAAUCUACGAGUGAAAGCUCUUGUUUGCCGAGUGCAUACUGCAUUUUAGAGCAGAUAACAUUUAUUUUGUAUGACUAAAAAGGCAUAAAAAACCCUAAUGAAAUUUGCACAUAUUAUGUUAGUGUCAGCAGAAAAAGAAGAAGUUCAUUCUUGGUUCAGUUUCAGAAGCAUCUUUUUUUUUCCAAAUAAUACAGCACACUGAAUCAUAAUGUGCCUGUAAAAAGUCAAAUUUGAAUCCAUUAAGGAGUUGCUCACUAGAAGCUGGAUGUGCUCUAAAGCACAUUAAAUUUCAUUCUACUGAAGGAACAAAAUACGGUUCAGGAAAAAAAGAGUCAUAACACAAGUCUGGAAUUUCUUAAAUUAAUUAUACCUAAUUUAAUGUGAAUCAUACUUGAUGUAAUAAAAUGAUAGCCAGAAGAAAAAUGUUAACAAAUAACAUUGUGAAGAAUGUACUACUCCACAUCUAUAAUCAAUAGAAUUAAUGCUAGAAAAUGUAAAAGAUAAUUAAAAAUAGGAAGUUAUAAUAACCCCAAGGAAUUUUGAUCAUAUGAAUGCUGAAAAAAAAAGCAAUUAAAAGGGGCAAAAUAAUAAUAAUGUUGUGUCUAAAUAGCCAAGUUAUGUUUUAGAAAUGCUUUGGCUCACUGUAGCUACAGAAGUACGAACAUUGCAUGAGCAAGCAGGAUUUUCUCUUUGCUCUUUAGCGGCUUACAUUUAGUGCACAGAUGUCUUCUGUCUCAAUUCUGUUUAAUCCAAUCAACUCACCUCACCCCAUCCUGUCCUGCACUUACCCGUUAGAAUGUUUUUUGGGGUGAAAACCAGCUGCUUCCUCCUUCUAAAGCUGGCAUAUGGAAUAUAGCAAGAUCACUUCCUCUCACUCAUCAUGUGUCCAUGGCUCUCAAGGUCAAAAUUGCUGAAACCAAGGUUGUUCUGGUGAACCUGUUGAUAUGCAUAAUAAUUUUCUACACUGUGUACUAUGUGGUCCUCUCUGUGUGCUUUGCAGUAUUCAGGAUUAAAAUGUUGGAUGGUUUGGCACCUUUUGAUUUUAAAACAAAUCCCUCAUGGAUUAACCCAUAUUAUUUAGUUCUUGUGAUAUCCUUGGAAAUAACUUUCUUUCUUUGUGGUCUGCUGUUUGCUUUGGUUGUGGAAGAAUGGGUUUGGGACUAUGCUGUAACAGUUACUAUUAUUCAUAUCAUCAUAACUUCGGCUGUUAUGUCUGAAUUCCCCCUGAUGUUACACUGGUGGCUGGCAUUAGGUUCUGGAGUAAUUUCAAUGAUUUGUGGAGGACAGAUUUUGGCAUAUUGCUUGUUCAAAGACAACUUCAUUUACCCAAUUCUAGAUGACUUUUGA